AUGGAGGCUGUUGCUGCCUUGUCCUUAGCGUGCAAUGUUUUGCAGCUCGUCGAACAGAGUUACAACGCUGCGACGUUCGUCAAGAGUCUGAAAGAUGGGCACGCGCCGGAAGGGAGCCUGCUUGGGUAUUCAAAUUCACUUCGAAAGCUUGGGGAUGAACUCCGACAAUUGAGCGAUUCGCAAGGCCAAGGUAGUAUUUCGGAAUGCGAUCAGGGUCUCCAGAAGCAAGCGAAAGCUAUGCUGGACGUCGCCGGUGAACUAGUCACGGAGCUAGAAAAACUCAAGGGAUCCAAGCGGAUGGGUGCUGUGAAAUACUUGAUCUGGAAAAAAGGGAAAAUACGAGGACUGGAGAAGGACUUGGGUCAAAUCCAGCAGGACAUGGAUACGAAGGUUCUUCUUGAUCUUCGUAAGAGAUUGAUGCAGGAUCAGGAACAAGUUGCCUCCAGCUUUGGGCAUUUGCGCCAACAACUACAAGAUUUCAUCCUUAAGCAACUUAGGGCCAACGGCACUCCAUUAUCGAACAAACUUGCUGACCAGCUCACCAAAAUCCGGGAUGAUAUCCAAGCUGCUAUCGAAACGGAGGGCAACAACACGCGGGACCACUUCGAUAGGAGGCUAAACGAGGCUGCUGCUCAGAGACAGGAAGAGCGACGGCUUGAACACAGCGAGCAGAAUGUCCAGCAAUUUAUUAAGAGCCUUUGGUUUGAAGAAAUGCACGCGCGCCUCAAUCAAUCAGCAAUUGAACAUUUUGAAGGGACUUUUGAGUGGAUAUUCGAACCUACGUCUAAAGAGAGCGAGAGUGAACUUGAUAAACCACGAUGGAAGUCUUCUUUGUUCUGCGAGUGGCUGCGGAACAACAAGGGGCUUUUUUGGGUCAGCGGCAAAGCAGGCUCGGGCAAAAGUACUUUGAUGCAGUUUCUUAUCAACCACUCAAGAACAGAGGAAAUCCCGAGGGAAACCCGUCAAGAUGUGCUGAUUAUAAGCGCCUUCCUCUGGAAACCUGGGACAAACCCUUUACAGAGGAGCUGCAAAGGCGUUCUUUGUUCUCUUUUAUACCAGAUCUUAUCCUCCCCCACCCACCAGGCCGCUGCGGCGCUGCUUGUCGGUCGGCUACGACAGGCUCAUCUCAAGAGGUCACCUUCCGAUUGGUCUGAGGGCGACUUAAAGUCGUGCCUUCGCGAUACCAUUGAAUGGAUGGGUAAUAGUUGGGUAUACAUCUUUAUCGACGGCCUCGAUGAAGCAGACGAUGCUUCACAUGGCAUUCUUGGGUUGGUGGAUUUCGUACAGUCUUUGCCUCGAGUUAAAUUAUGUGUCUCCAGUCGACCCGAGCCGGCCUUCGUACGAAAAUUAGAAGCGUUUCCGCACCUCAGACUGCAAGAUUUAACGCGCGACGAUAUUGAGAAGUUUGUUCGCGCCAAGUUGUGUGAUUGUAUUGAGGAAGAUGAAAAAGAAGCCGAAUACCUCAUCCUUUCUAUCAUCUGGAAGGCUGAAGGUGUUUUCUUGUGGGUUCGGCUUGUCGUCAACAGCGUAUUAAGGGGGAUUGACGAAUCCGACGAUUGGGAGUUUCGGAGAAAGCGCGUCGAGAAUCUGCCGAACGACCUUACGAAAAUGUACAACGCCAUGUGGAAACGCCUAGGUGAUGAUGAACCCGACUAUUGUGAAGAUGCGGCGCUCUAUUUCGGGGUGAUGUUGCAUCCUGAUCUCCACAGUGUUCUAUACAAUGUCUACCAAUCUGUUGCGAUGAUGAUGCUUGUAGUGAGACCUCGGAUUCGACAAGAGCUGCUGGAAAACCCGCAAGCUAUCUCACGCGACGAAUUGGAUAAACGGUGCUGGCAAAUAAAGGAGCAAAUUCCAGCGAGAAGUGCUGGCCUUCUUGAGGUUUCUUUCCUUGACGAGGGAGAGCGGAGUUCCAGUGGCAAACGAGACUGGAGGCUCGCAACAGUGGCCUUUAUUCAUCGCAGCGCAUCUGAUUUCUUAGCCAACGAAGGCCGUGAUAUCUUGGCACACGCCAAACUCACCGAGAAAGAUAUAUUUGAGGGUCAAAUUGUGUUGAGUUUCAUGUUUGACUACGAGAUUCUCCCUGCUCCAUAUCAAUUCUGCCCCCUUUUCUAUCCUGGCGACAGCGCCAUGCACAUAGUAAAGGGCCUCCUGAUGCUAAAACCGCACCUAUCUUGUGCAGAUCAGAUCGGUUGCAUCAAUACCGCUCGCAGGGUACUUGAGGGGUUACCCGAGUGGCGAGACAAAAAACGCGAUUGUUUAGGGCUGUUCGCGUGUUACGGAUUUACUGAGGCCGUUGAGUGUGGCUUUGAAUCGGAGAUCAAGGAGCGGCUGGCUGACCAAGGGUACAUGGACCAACUCUUGUCUUCGUUUUUGAGAUUCGGAGACACGACAUUUCUCGAUAAAUCUCCAGUCAUCAGCUGGCUGCUCGACAACGGAUCAAAUCUCGACUCUGGAGAAACCGGUACUCGUGAUACAGCGUAUCCUACGCCUUGGAUGGGGUAUUUGCUUUGGCUCUUGUCCGGCCCUCCUCGGGGACUUGAUAGCGACAAAUGGUACAAGGACCAAGAAAGGAUUCUUCCACGAUUCAUAAAUCGAGGCGUUUCCAUGGAGUCAAGAUGCGCUUUAACUGCCUUCCAAUUCGAUGACGGCGAGCCAGGAUUUGGCCAUUGUACAGACUGGUUGGAAAAUGGGAACGGAAAUGACGUCUUCUCGCUCGUUGUUGAAGUAAGCGCGGGAGCUCUCACUCGCAUCGUUUUUAGCAAUUGGAAAUCUAAGGAGUCACCUAAUUUCGACUCUCUGAUUGGUACGGCUCCAAUGGACCUCAAGGUUAUUGGAAUCUUCAAAUAUGAAGGGCCGGGAAUCCGCCCCCUUUCUAUCCAGGAAGUUCUCUUGAAAACAGUAGAGAUGGUAAUCCACCUCGAUCAGCAUUGGUCUAAACGAGAAGGGCAGCCAGACUCGGUGAAUCUUGAAUCGCUCGGGGAAUGCUUCUCGCAGGCUCGGCUACAGAAACUCUGGGAAGAGAAUAAGAACGAAGUCAUGUCCAUCAAGUCAGCAGCACAAUGGCUCGUCGACAGUGGGUAUUUGCAACCGGAAGUGAUCGAGCUCGAUCCCUAUGGAAUUUUCACUUUCAACCCCACAAUGGCUCCAGUCUCCUUCAGGGUGAAGUGA
Scedosporium apiospermum is the source of this 3168-nucleotide messenger RNA. RefSeq lists its product as uncharacterized. The coding region runs from base 1 to 3168 and encodes 1055 amino acids. The record is from RefSeq and is a predicted model, not a curated record. The transcript has 2 exons. Lineage: Eukaryota; Fungi; Ascomycota; Sordariomycetes; Microascales; Microascaceae.